AUGAAGCGUCGCAUUGGGCUCCUGUUGGUAGCGGUCACCUGCAUCGCGGCUAGUACCACGGCCGCAGCCAAUGGGCUCCCCGCGCUGCCAUUUGCCGCCGCCCCGCCGGCGGCGCCCUCCCCCGAGCCGAGCGAGGGCGCCGGUACCUAUGUGAACGUGUACGGCUGGAUCAAGUGCUACCCGGAGGCUAUCGUGCGGCCGAGCACCACGCAGCAGCUCGCCGACGCAGUCCGGCAGCUGCGGGCCGCCGCAAAGGCCGCCGGCAAGCAGCUCAAGCUCCGCGUCUCCCGCACCCGCUUCCACGGCACUCCCAGCUUCGUCUGCCCCGGCAGCUUCAGCGGCGGCGUCGGCUCGCCGAUCCCCUUCAUCCAGCCCUACAAGCAGCCCGCCAAGAGCGCGGCGGCGCCGAGCACCGUGGCGGUCCUGAUCGAUGAUCUGAAAGAGGUGCUGACCGUUGACCGGUCAAACUACCGGGUCACCGUGCAGGCGGGGCUGCGCGUCGACCAGCUCCUCACGUGGGCGGAGGCCAACGGGAUGGCGAUGGAAAGGGGCGCGAUCGCGUCAUAUGCGGAGCUAUCAAUCGCGGGCGUGCUCGCCACCGGCGGCCACGGCACGGGCCACAACGUGUCCUGCAACAUGGCCGACGCAACGAUCAACAUCACCUGGGUCGACCCGGACGGCGGCAUCCACACCAGCGCGCGCGACAGCCCCGAGGGCCACGCGCUGUCUGGCGGGGUCGGCCUUCUCGGCAUCAUCACAGAGGUGGCUGUCCAGCUGACGCCGCCGACGCUGACUAAGGCCCUGAGCAAGACCUUCCUGCGGGAUGCGACCCUGCCCGCUGACAUCGAUGGCUACCUCCAGGCAAGACAGCUGGCCGGGCGAUCGCUUGCUUAUGCGCCUGAGUUUACCAUAUAUUUGAUGUUUGAAAACAAAGUCGCAUGCGCUCGAGCCGCUGCGGCGAACACGCCGUUUGUCGCUAUCGUGUGGCGGCCAGACAUCUUCAAAUACAGCGCCUUCCAGAUGUUUGCCACAGAGUCCCUCAACACCGGCAGCUCCUGGGCCCUGGUGCCGCCGGUGCCGACAGCCUUUGUGUCCCUCCUGGAGAUGUUUUAUCUGCCGUGGCAGGGUGACUACAACGACGUGCUGCUGUCCAAGAUACUCAACCCGCUCAACUGCAUAUCGCAGCUGGCCACCAUCUUCCUGCAGACCUGGGCGGGCCUCGGCCUCAUCCCGCAGGUGAUCGCCGCCGGGAGCACAAACAAGGUGAUGGGCGGCGGGUGCCUGCCCAACUGCCCCUGGGAGCAGGGGCUGGCGGUUGAUGACGUCGCAUUCAUCAUUGACAGGUCUCAGCUGCCUGACUGGAUCAAUGACAUCAAGAAAAUUAUCCACUUUGACCUCCAGGAUAACGGGAAGGCGCCAGACAGGUGCCUGUCCAACGGUCACUUCCUGAUCCGUUUCGGCAAGGACUCGCGCGACUACGCCGGCAUUAUGGGCGGCCUCAAGGAGCCGGUCUCCGUGGAGCUGGCAUCGCUGCGCGCCAAGGCGCUGCCCAACGUUCACAACAAGUUCUCGUUCGUGCAGGAGGCCUUUGAGCAGCUGACCCUCUGCAAAUACAAGGGGCGGCCCCACUGGGGCAAGAACUUUGACCGCACCUUCACCAGCCCGGACUGCCCAGUCCGCGACAACCACUGGAAGUUCGACGCGCUGCUCGACCUGGCAGCCAAGUACGACCCCGACAAGGUGCUGCAGCCGCCGCUGAUGACCAAGGUGAUCUCCAGGACGCCCUUCGGCUACUUCCCCCGCUGCGCCCUCGCGAAGCAGUGCUACUGCAAGGAGGAUGCGCACUGCGGCGAGGGCCACGCGUGCGUGCCGAGCGCGGCGUUCCCGGAGUACAAGGUGUGCAGGCCGGCCGACCUCAAGGCCAGCCUUGGGUAG
Molecule: messenger RNA, 1935 nt
Organism: Monoraphidium neglectum
Lineage: Eukaryota; Viridiplantae; Chlorophyta; Chlorophyceae; Sphaeropleales; Selenastraceae
Exons: 10
Coding region: 1-1935 (644 amino acids)
Cellular component (GO): membrane
Molecular function (GO): FAD binding; D-arabinono-1,4-lactone oxidase activity
Source: RefSeq, a predicted model, not a curated record